Prunus avium (sweet cherry) is the source of this 1919-nucleotide messenger RNA. The record is from RefSeq and is a predicted model, not a curated record. NCBI's taxonomy places the organism in Eukaryota, Viridiplantae, Streptophyta, Magnoliopsida, Rosales, Rosaceae.
UAGGAGCAGUAUUUGGAGCGCUGCUUGAUGGCGUUGUAGCAGUGACGUCGAAGGCUACAAUGUUUGAAACCCACCUCAGAGAUCUCAAAUGCACCCUAGAAUUGUUUCAACAAGUGGAUGAAGAUGUAAGGCAACAUCCCAACAUAUUGUUUUGCCCAAUGCAGGGCCUAGAAACGUUUGAAAUACAAAUGGAGAAGGGUGUUCAGCUCGUUGAAAAGUGCUCCAAGGUUUGUCCAUGGAACGUGUUCGAUAAGCCUAUGUACACCAGAAAACUUAUUGCAUUGGAUGCAUCUCUUAGAACACUGUUAAGUGUACUGACAGCACACAUAACAAGUGACCUGAGGGCUCGGGUGAUCAAUGUGGCGACAGUGGUGAACCAUAUCAAUGUGAAUAUUGCGGCACAAAACCAAAAUGUAAAUCAAAUUAGAGGUUGGUCUGCAAUACCUGAGCCUCCACCCUUUACAGUUGGAUUGGAUGCGCAUGUGGAGGAGUUGAAGUUGGAGCUUCUUAAGGACGAGGCAUCAAUGCUUGUGGUGACUGGUCUUGGAGGAUGUGGGAAAACCACACUGGCACAAAAGGUUUGCGAAGAUCAGAAAGUCAAAGAGAAAUUCAGGAGCAAUAUCUUCUUCGUCAUUGUUUCAAAGAAAACCAACUGCCUUGUUGUACAAGAACUAUGUCAAAAAGCCGGAUCCCUGGUACCUGCUCUCCAAGACGAAGCAAUUGCCUUUAACUGGCUGCAAGAAUUUCUGAAGAAAACAGGACAGGAUCCUCUACUUUUGGUCCUGGAUGAUGUAUGGCUAGGAUCAGAAUCCCUUCUUGAUAAGUUUGGUGAAUUCAAAAGGCCAAAUUACAACAUUUUGGUGACAUCAAGAUUUCAAUUUACAAGAUUUGGCCCUGAAUAUCCAUUAAGAACAUUGGAACAAGGAGAUGCAAUGACUCUUUUUCGUCAUGCAGCAUCCCGACCAGAUAGGAGCUCUGAUAUACCGGAAGAUCUAGCGAAACAGAUAGUACAGCUCUGUAAGGGAUUUCCACUUGCCAUUACAACGAUCGGAAGAUCAGUGUGCGAACAGCCUACAGAGAUCUGGGAGAAAAGAGUAGCAGAAUUGUCUAAAGGUUCUUCUAUUCUUGAUUCUGAGGAUAAUUUCCUUGCUUGCCUCAAAAGUAGCUUAGAUGCCUUGGAUGGACGAAUGCCUAUCAUCAAGGAAUGCUUCAUUGACCUUGCUUCAUUUCCUGAAGACCGAUGUAUCCCCGCUGUUGCUCUCAUUGAUAUGUGGGCAGAGUUAUAUGGACUAGAUAAGGAUUCUUGGUCCAUUGCGAACAUCCGCGAGCUAACCAAUCGUAAUUUGGUGAAUCUAGUCACAAGGAAUGGGAAGAUGGAGAUGGAUGGCUAUUACAGUGAACACUUUGUUACCCAACAUGACAUGCUUAGAAAUCUUGCUAUCCAUCAGACUGGUCAAGAUGAAAUAGGACAGGAGAAAAGGCUGAUUAUAGAAAUUUAUGGUGACAGUGGUGACAAUCUCCCUAAUGGGUGGACAGAACAGAAGAAUAAACCCAAGAAGACCCGCUUAUUGUCUAUCUCAACUGAUGGAUUGUCCUCGGCAAAAUGGCACGACAUGAAUCUACCAAAAGCUGAGGUUCUAGUUCUGAAUUUUCAGACAGAGAACUAUGUUUUACCCAAGUUUGAGUUGCCUGAAGAGAUUGGUGAAAUGAAUGGUUUAAGGAAGAUCAACAUGGGACAAUGCUCAAGACUGCAAGAGCUGCCAGUAUCAAUUUUGAAUCUUGGGGAGUUACGGGAAGUGAUAUGUGAUGAAGAGACAGAAAACUUAUGGGGGGAGCCUUUCAAAUCCAGUCUCAAAAACAUAAACAUAACAGUGGCAAAAGAACAACACAACCUUAAUUGGCUCUACUACAAGGCUUGA